This is a messenger RNA of Sporisorium graminicola, 516 nucleotides long. RefSeq lists its product as uncharacterized. Gene Ontology annotation, biological process: hydrogen peroxide catabolic process; cellular response to oxidative stress; cell redox homeostasis. Gene Ontology annotation, molecular function: thioredoxin peroxidase activity. Gene Ontology annotation, cellular component: cytoplasm; mitochondrion; peroxisome. The transcript has 3 exons. Lineage: Eukaryota; Fungi; Basidiomycota; Ustilaginomycetes; Ustilaginales; Ustilaginaceae. Bases 1 to 516 code for a protein of 171 amino acids. The record is from RefSeq and is a predicted model, not a curated record.
AUGGCUAUCUCCAAAGGCGAACAGAUCCCCAACACCACCUUCAUGUACGUCCCCUGGGCUCCCGAGCUCGCUGACGGUACUGCCUGCGGUGCUCCCACCAAGGUGCAGACUCACGACGAGUUCAAGGGCAAGAAGGUCGUCAUCGUCGCCGUCCCCGGUGCCUACACUCCCACUUGCCACGUCAACCACAUCCCCCCCUACAUCAAGCAGGUUGAGGCCUUCAAGUCGAAGGGAGUCGACCAGAUCAUCGUGCUCGCCCAGAACGACCCCUUCGUCAUGUCGGCCUGGGGUGUCCAGAACAAGGCCGAGGACAAGGUCAUCUUCGCCACCGACCUCAACCUCGAGUUUUCCAAGGCCAUCGGCUCCACCGCCGACCUCAGCGCCAUGGGCUUCGGCGAGCGCACUGGCCGCUACGCCCUCAUUGUCGAUGACCUCAAGGUUGUCGAUUUUAGCCCUGAGCCUAGCCCGGGCGCUGUCGAGGUAUCCGGUGCCGACCACGUCCUGGCUAAGCUCUAA